This is a messenger RNA of Carassius gibelio (silver crucian carp), 2902 nucleotides long. Its product is annotated as RUN domain-containing protein 3B-like. Lineage: Eukaryota; Metazoa; Chordata; Actinopteri; Cypriniformes; Cyprinidae. The transcript has 11 exons. Bases 1 to 1344 code for a protein of 447 amino acids. The record is from RefSeq and is a predicted model, not a curated record.
AUGCUAAUUGUCCUUCCACCCGCUCGUAGAAAAGUACUAGCGCGUAUCAGAGCCGUAGAGAGGAGGAAUCUGAUCACCGUUUGCAGGUUCUCAGUGAAGACCCUCAUUGAUCGCUCAUGUUUUGAGACGAUAGACGACACAUCUGCUGAGUUCAACAACUUUGUCUCCAUUCUAGAACAUAUUCUCAGUCAUAGACUGAAAGGUCAGGUCAGCUGGUUUGGCUACGAGAGCCCGAGCAGUUUCUGGGAUUACAUACGUGUGGCGUGUAGUAAAGUCCCGCACAGCUGCAUCCAUAGCAUCGAGAACAUGGAGAACGUCCGCAGCUCUAGAGCAAAGGGUCGUGCCUGGAUUAGAGUGGCGUUAAUGGAGAAGCGUUUGUCUGAAUACAUCUCUGCAGCUCUGAGAGACUUCAAAACUACAAGGAGGUUUUAUGAGGAAGGGGCUGUAGUUCUGGGUGAGGAGGCGGGGCUUCUGGCAGAUACACUGAUUGGACUGAAUGCCAUUGACUUCAGUUUUUGUCUGAAAGGGGAGGGGCUUGAUGAGAGCUGUCCCGUCGCCAUUGACUACACACCGUACCUUAAAUUCACACAAACUUCUGACAGCAUCAGCAGUGAUGAGGAGGAAAUGAGAACGCUGGGCAGCAGCGACAGUGAAGCAGGCACUCCUGAAACCCACAUGGCCGCCAGUCUGAUGGCCGAUCAGAGCACCUGGUACAGCAAGAGCAAAAGACUAGAGCAGAAAUACAGAGUCGUGCUGGAACAGAAGGGUUAUUUGGAGGAGCUGGUGCGUCUGAGGGAAAUUCAGCUCUCUGAGUCUGUCUCUCAGAAUAAAUCUCUACAGCAGCGGCUCACAGACACAAAAACCAGCCACAAACUGGAGAAAGAGCACCUGGAGUUCAUCAUACUGGAGCUGCAGGAUCAGCUGAUGGUGAUGAAGAAUCAUGACCUUCGCUCCAGACAGGAGCUCACCUCGCACCUGACUAACCAAUGUCCCUCACCUGCUACCUUGGAUACCAAUGCAGUUGCCUUGUAUACGCUCCUGUACAGGAAACGCACAGGACCAUGGGAAGAGAAAAGCUUCCAGAGUUUGGAGCAUCUUUCUGCAGAUAUGAGUCUCUCGCAGAUGUCUCUGGAUCUAGCACAAGUUGACACACACAGUCUGGAGAGCAAGGCAGGACUUACACACUGGCACAGAGAAGGGAAAGAGGAUACUCCGUCUCUGAGGGGUUUGUGUGGUUCCUUAACCUCAAUGGCCAGUUACAAAUCUCUGGCCAGUCUCAAGUCCAGUGAGUAUCUGGCCAGUCCAACAUUAGACAUGACCAGCCCAGGACUGACACCAUCCUGAGAGACAUGUAUGGACAUAUAAACGCAUACACAAACACACCGGCCUGCUUUAAAUGGUGUGGGCUUCGAACUGAAGUGAAGGAAGAAAAGCUACCUAAUGGUACAUCCUCAGAGCUUCUAAGAGACAUUUCAGCUAGACAAGAUGAAACCUCAGUGCCUUCCUGACUGCUUUUAGUUUAAUUUGAAGUGCAAUUCAUUUUCAAAUCUGAACGUUUGGCUGAUGAAGUCCAUAGCUAGUGUAAGCAUUAGCAUUAUUGAACAUUGAUCAUAAUUUAUCAUGAUGAAUGACAGUCUUGACUCAGGACAUCAGUGAAUUUCAGUUGUUAAUAUACCUAGUUCAGAUGUGUGCUGUUUUUGGAAAGUCCAUAGAUUAAGGUUUUUGCCUCUGCUCAUAAAAUUUGUCCUGUGUGGAAUUAUACUUAAUUAUUACUAAACUUCGAUUUAACUUCAGUGCCCCUAUUGAAAAUGAUAGUUUAUGAAAAAACAACAACAUCAGAUUCAAAGCACGUCAUAGCUACUGUAUACUAGCACAGCUGUGUGGGAAAUUGGUUGUCUGGGCCAAUGACCAAUUUACAAUGAUAUCUCAUUAUUUAACUUAAUUUUAUUUUAUUACAUUUUAUUUCAUCAUAUUUUAUUAUAAAGAUUUCUAGUCGCAAGCCUCCUCUAAAAUCAACUUUUCAUAAUAAAUUAUAUCAGUUAUUGUGAUUAAUCUGGCCCCUCUUUAGACAUUUUGGUCCUUUUUAAUAAAACAUAGAAUGAACGUGCCAAGUAAAAUACGUUUUAAACCAUUUUUUAACACCCCUUUCAAAAUUUUAACAUGAAUAUAUAGCUGUGAUAUUCAGUAAGAAACAUAUUUAGGAUGUUAACUUAAUUGUAUCCACCAGAAAUUGUUUGGAUUGUGAGAAGUGGGUGAUCUGUCUCAGAAUGGAAAAACUGGAGCCCUAAUAAUGUUGAAUUGUCCAAUUAGGACAGAAUUGUGAACAACAAAUACUGCUUUGUUGAUUUGCCAUCAUUUAUCUUUUUAGGGAGUAAGAGGAAUGUGAUUUCAGAAAAUUCUCUGGUGUGCUUAAUGUGGAUAUUAAUACAUUUGUUUAUUAUCUCUGGCUUUUAACUGAAGUGUUUUGAGAUUCACUCUUAUGUGAGGAAGUUUUACAUAUUUAUGAGUUCUGUGAUUUACAUAAUCAUACAGCACUCAAAAAUCAGUUUAGCAUUUUUUCCCCAUCUUCACUCACAGAUAGUGGCUAAUGUGCGCUGGUGUGAAGCAUUGCCAUGCAUUUCUAUACAUUAAUAAGAAUAAUAUGAUGCAUGUUGGACUAGAACUAGAAUGUAUUCAGAACCAAAAGCAACGAUCUUUAACUUCAUAUGUAAACAUCUGAACCAGUGUUGUCAAUUUCAUGGGAUUAAAGUUUAUCAUUUCCUUUCAUUUGCACAUAAACGCUGUAAUUUUCCUACCUCCAGAGCAAAUCGAGCUUAAAGUACCACUUUGUUUUUGACCGUAUAAUGAGACUGUGGACUAUAGGCCAGUGAUGUUCAAAGAGACGGACACACAUAUAUAUAUA